Mirounga angustirostris (Northern elephant seal) is the source of this 14868-nucleotide messenger RNA. RefSeq names its product zinc finger X-linked protein ZXDB. The record is from RefSeq and is a predicted model, not a curated record. Gene Ontology annotation, cellular component: nucleus. NCBI's taxonomy places the organism in Eukaryota, Metazoa, Chordata, Mammalia, Carnivora, Phocidae. Gene Ontology annotation, molecular function: transcription coregulator activity. The coding region runs from base 83 to 2518 and encodes 811 amino acids. The transcript has a single exon. Gene Ontology annotation, biological process: regulation of transcription by RNA polymerase II.
GAACGUGCUCAGGCCCGCGGCAGGGGGCGGGGUCGCGCCUCCUCCGUGGCUCUGGUUCCAGUGGAGCCUCACCGACGCGGAGAUGGAAAGCCCGAGGCUGCUCCCGCCUCGAGGGACACGACAGAGCGGCGGUGCUGGCAGCCCCGCGGGCGCCAGCCGGUUCCACGGCGGCCCUGACCCGCGGGCUGGCCAGGUCCCCGCGCGCCGCCUCCUGCUGCUCCGGGGCCCCCAAGAUGGCGGGCCCGGGAGGCGGCACGAGGAGGCCAGAGCGGCCUCACGGGGCCCGGGCCCGAGCCCGUUGGCGCCGAGGUCGGAUCACGCUGGCGGCGGCGGCGGCGGCGGCGACGGCGACGGCGAUGACUUCUUCCUGGUGUUGCUGGACCCGGCGGGUGGCGAUGUGGAGACCACGGGCGCCGGCCAGGCCGCAGGGCCUGUAUGGAGGGAGGAGGCCGAGUCGGUCCCACAGCUCCAGCAGGGUGAGAACGGCGCGAAUCCCGCGGGCCGCCAGGCGCUAGGCCCCCGCUGCCUGUCCGCAAUCCCCGCCCCAUCCCCGGCUGAAAACCCGAUCCCCGCCCCAGGCCUGGGACCCGCCGCGGCCUUCACGGGCACCGUCACCAUCCACAACCAAAACCUGCUGUUGCGCUUCGAGAACGGUGUCCUCACCCUGGCCACGCCCCCGCCGCCGGCCUGGGAGCCUGGGGUCGCGCCUGCCCCUCAGCCUGGGGGUCUGAUGGCUCCGCAAGCGGGGGUCCCGCACGCCGCGCAGCCCAGCGACUGCCCCGAGCUGCCGCCCGACCUCCUGCUGGCGGAGCCAGCUGAACCGGCGCCCGCCCCCGCGCCUGAGGAGGAGGCAGAGGGCCGAGCCGCAGCCGAGAGUCCCCGCAGGCCGCUGGGCCCAGGCCCGGGCGUGGUGCUGUACCUGUGUCCCGAGGCGCAGUGCGGACAAACCUUCGCCAAGAAGCACCAGCUGAAAGUGCACCUGCUGACUCACAGCAGCAGCCAGGGCCAGCGGCCCUUCAAGUGCCCCCUGGGCGGCUGUGGCUGGACUUUCACCACCUCCUACAAGCUCAAGAGGCACCUGCAGUCGCACGACAAACUGCGGCCCUUUGGCUGCCCUGCGGAGGGCUGUGGCAAGAGCUUCACCACGGUGUAUAACCUCAAGGCGCACAUGAAGGGCCAUGAGCAGGAGAACUCGUUCAAAUGCGAGGUGUGCGAGGAGAGCUUCCCCACUCAGGCCAAACUCAGCGCCCACCAGCGCAGCCAUUUCGAGCCUGAGAGGCCAUACCAGUGCGCGUUUUCUGGCUGCAAGAAGACGUUUAUCACAGUGAGUGCCCUGUUUUCCCAUAACCGUGCCCAUUUCAGGGAACAGGAACUCUUUUCCUGCUCUUUUCCUGGCUGCAGCAAACAGUACGACAAGGCUUGUCGCCUGAAAAUUCACCUGCGGAGCCACACCGGUGAGAGACCUUUCCUUUGUGACUUUGACGGCUGUGGCUGGAACUUCACCAGCAUGUCCAAACUCUUAAGGCACAAAAGGAAGCACGAGGAUGACCGGAGGUUCAUGUGCCCUGUGGAAGGCUGUGGGAAAUCUUUCACAAGGGCUGAGCAUCUGAAAGGCCACAGCAUAACCCACCUGGGCACAAAGCCUUUUGUGUGCCCUGUGGAAGGCUGCUGUGCCAGGUUCUCUGCUCGCAGUAGUCUCUACAUCCACUCCAAGAAACACUUACAGGACGUGGACACUUGGAAAAGCCGUUGCCCAGUCUCUACUUGUAAUAAACUCUUCACAUCCAAGCACAGCAUGAAGACCCACAUGACCAAAAGGCACAACCUCGGCCAGGAUCUCUUAGCUCAGCUAGAAGCUGCGAAUUCUCUUACGCCCAGCAGUGAACUUACCAGCCAGGGACAGAGUGAUCUCAGUGAUGCAGAGCUAGUGUCUCUCUUCUCGGAUGUGCCUGGCAGUAGUUCUGCUGCAGUGCUGGACACAGCAUUGGUGAACUCUGGAAUCUUGACUAUUGAUGUGGCUUCUGUGAGUUCAACUCUGGCAGGGAGCCUCCCUGCUAAUAGUAAUAAUUCCUUAGGGCAGGCUGUGGACCCUCGGGCCUUGAUGGCCACCAGUGACCUUCCUCAAAGUCUGGAUACCUCUCUCUUUUUUGGAACGACAGCCUCUGGUUUUCAGCAGAGUCCCUUAGAUAUGGAUGAUGUCCCAAGUCUAAGUGUGGGGCCAUUGGCAUCUCUGGGCUCUUUGGCUAUGAAAAACUCAAGUCAAGAGCCCCAAGCUUUGACCCCCAGCAGUAAGCUAACAGUGGACACAGAUGCUCUGACUCCUUCAAGCACCCUUUGUGAAAACAGUGUCUCAGAACUACUGCCGCCAACCAAAGCAGAAUGGAAUGUACAUCCUGACUCUGACUUCUUUGGACAGGAGGAAGAAACCCAGUUUGGAUUCUCCAAUCCAGCAGGAAACCAUGGUUCUCAGAAAGAAACAGAUCUUAUCACAGUGACUGGCAGCUCAUUUUUGGUAUGAACUAUUAAUUCCUUGCCACGUGGCUUAUUCUUAUGAAUUACACUCAAUUUUUAGGCUAUUCUGGACUAAAUGUUUAAUUUAUGAUCUUGACUCUGGAACUGUCAAGUUGUGUGACCCUGAGUAAGUCACUUAACCUAUCUGAGCCUUAAUUUCCUUAUUUAUAAAAUGAGGUGGUUUGAAUAGAUUGUUUCUAAGGUCUUUUAACUCUGUAUUUAAUGAUUUUGUGCUCUUUCUUGAAAAUUUUAGGAAAUCUUACCAUGAUUAACUAUUGCAUGCGCUUCUAAUGUAAUGAAAAUGCAUUGAGAGUUAAUGAUCAGAGAAUGUGGAACUGGUGUUUAACUUUAAAAUUAUAAUGGAAAUUUUACAGAAUGUCAAAAUAUUUCUAAAAUCUAGUGUUAGAGCUUAAAAAAAGAAAGCUAAAAAUAUGGGUUAGUUCUGCUUACCUCCUUAUCUUUCUAGCUUCUUCUUUUUUUUUAUGGAAGCCUGUGUUGUAGAACAUGCCAGAGCUUUGAUAUGACUCAGACCCAGAAAUAUUGAUUUGGUGGUGAAUAAGUGGCCUUAUAUAAGUCAUUUAGCAUCAGUAAGCUUCAGUUCAUUUGGUGCAUUGUAGACUUACUUCUCUAUCCUAGGAGUUAGUUUUGGGCAUAGAAUGUUAUGUGUUUUGGCAUGUUUUAGUGAAUUUUUAUCACCUCUCCUGCCCCUCUCAUUCCUUCCUUAAAGAGGAGAAAUCAGCAUAAUUAAAUAUGACGUUUGUGCAGGCAAAAAGGUUUAUGAACGUUAAGAAGCAGGAAGGGAAUAUCUUUCUUCCACAAAUUAAGAAGGAUUUUUCUCCAUACAUUUCGUCUGUAACAUUGCCCCCAGGUCCAUUAGUCUGAAUUAUAUUAUCUUUGCUCUGCAUUCAAAGCCAGCCCAUAGAGUGAAUAUAUAGAGCCUGUGAUUCCAAGAAAAUCUGAGAAUGGAUCAGAGUGACAUUUUCACCCUCUGUGUCCCAGAGAGCUCAUUGCUUGCCUUCUCCCUGAGUUGGAAUGAGAGGUUUCAUUUGCAUUUUGAGUAAAUAUUGUUUGUCUUACGUGAGUAUAGCAUUUUAUAGUUUAUGUAGCACUUUCACAACUUGUAUUUGAGCCUCACAAUAUUGUGAGAUAGUUGUGGCAAAAUUUUAACUAUAACUUAUAAUAUUAAAAAUUAAAAUUUACCUAACUCACAGUAUAAAUGAAUUUUAUAUUUAUUAUAUAUAUACAUAUAUAUCUAUCAAUUCCCAUUUUAUUCUUCUGAGUUUCAUGAUUACUUUUAUUUAUAACCACUUUUUCUGUUCCACUGUAAUUGAUGUUUGUUCCCUUCUGCCUGCUCUGCUCUUUCUCCAACCAGUUCUCUAACAUGUGCGUUUCAGUCUAUGUCAUGAUCUCUUCUUUUUAAAUUUUAAUUAGACAGGUCAUUUUCAUGGUCACCAUCUCUCAGCCAUUCCCCUCAUGGCCCAUUUUUUAGUCACAGUAUUUACUGCAAGUCUGAGUAUGCAGUACAAAAUUAUUUUCUGGAUUUAGAUGUCAGUGUGUUUCCAUAUAAAUCAAAUGAUAAUGGGGAUAUUUUUAUGUAAGGUUUUCAUAAGACAUGUUCUUUUACGUUUCUAAAUUUUUUCACCAUGUUGUUCUGCUAGCAAACACUCUUAGUUGCUCUGAAACAUUCUAACCCAUUACUGGUUGCAUGUAGAUGUGUGUGGAUGACAGUUACAGCACUUUGGUAGUGCACUUUAUAAUUUGCCACUUUGAAAUGCAACUGUACUAUCUUUCUGGUUUUUAAAUUGGUUGUGCUCAUUCAGUGAAAAAGCAAGAAGUAUAUACAUAAAUUUGUAACUCAACAAAGUGAUCAGAGUAUGAUUGUUUCUAACCAUUUAACAGUUCUGUCUCAGCACUUUGGAAAAAUUUUAAGCCCAUUUUGGAAAUGUGUUGUCAUUAGUUAAGUCCUCUUAAAUAGAUUUUUUUUUCUUUUCCUACAGAUAGGAAUAUGAGGCCUGAGGUAAACAUGCAGGUUAUAGGCAUCUGUUAAUAUAUACAACCAUAAGAAUAUUUUAAAAUUAUUUCAUUUUGUUUCUUUAAUCCCUCGAUCCUCUGUCCUACCAUUAGAUCUAUUAUAUUCUGUGGAAUUUUCUUUUUUUAAAAAAAUAUUUUAUUUAUUUAUUUGAGAGAGGGAACAAGUAGUGGGGAGGGGCAGAGGGAGAGAGAGAAAAAAAAAAAAGAGAGGGAGAGGAGCAGACUUCCUGCUGAGCAGGAAGCCCAACACAAGGCUCCAUCCCAGGACCUGGAGAUCAUGACCUGAGCUGAAGGCAGAUGCUUAAACCCACUGAGCCACCAGGAGCCCCUCUGUGGAAUUUUCAAUGGACAAAUUUUACUUUCUUGAAGCUAAAAUAUCUUGUAAUUUUUUGUGGUCUCACACAGUUUCUUUCAAUCAAUUUGUUCAAAAAAUUUCUUUUCCAAUACCAUUUUCCCAGUAUGAUGGUGACAAUGGCAUGACAUUAUAGUCAGAAGUGUGACUACAAACGUAAUGGCUACAUUUCUGUUAGUGUCGGCAUAAAUAUGCCAUUUUAAAAAAAAUAAUGGGACAUGACUCAAUGUUUUCUCAUUUGCCUCACGAUGCCUCUUAAAUCCUUGGUUUAUGAAAAUUUUGCCAAUUGAAAACAGUAACAAAAUGCUUUGCAGAAAGGUUUGCAUCCAGGGAACUCUGUUGAACAUGUUCAUCAUGAGUUAAAAUAUGUUAAUCUUGACAUUUUUAUCAUUAUUUCAUUAUAGUAUUGCACAAUUCAAAGUCUUCAGUAGAAGUGAAACUUGAUAGAAUAUGAGGAUCGCUUUUCUUUGUGGAUUAAAAAAAGACUUGGUAUAACAGGGUAUUCAUGACUAUUCUUUGAUUCCAGAUUAAACAUUGAUUAACUCCCUUUUUGGGAAUACUCAUAAUCCCUUAGUAAUUAUUGAUACCAAACAGAUCCACUUGAUGAUAAUUUAGAUGCAGUUCACUCAAAAUAUGUGCUAAUUAAAAUAUACAGCUGAACUGAAAUUUGUGUAUAUAUUGCUUUUGAACAAAAGAUUUUCUUGGCAAUUAAAAUAAAAUGUGUUGGGGACUUAGAGAACAGAUUAUCUAAACUCUUUGUUAGAACACAACUCCAUCUAAAGAGCAAAGCACAUACUACAAAUGAAUUUUUAUAUUUGUCAGAUCUGGGUCUUUGGUAACAGUUUUUAAGCUAGGAACCUCACAGUAUAUUUCAAGUUAAUUUACUGAGUACAUAAAAAAUACAAGGUAGAGUACUAGGAAUAUAGAUAAGAGGAGUAAAAUGUAAGCCACAUCUCAAUUUUGGAAAGGACAUAGGAAUUCACAUAUUAAAUAUUUCACAACUAAACAAUACCAGGACACAUGAUUUCAGACACCAAGUUAAUGGUUUGGAGGAAAAGGAGGGGCAGUAUCUAUGCUUUAAUGGAUGGUUAGAUUUAGUUAUGUUGAAAAGAGAGUAGAUGAAUUCUAGCCAGGGAGAAAAGCACAAGAAAGAAUUUGAAAUGGAAUAGGCCACACAACACUGGGAAAGACAAUCUAGUUCAGGGCUCAUGUUUGGUAAGUUCUGGGUGUUAGGGUUAGACUGCCGGUAGGGAGCCUAACUCUAAAGAGCUAUGAAAAUCAGUCAUAGUGGAUAGGACUUUAUUAUGGGCAUGGUUAAGACCCAGUGAAGAUAUUUAAGAAAGGAAGUCAAGUGAUAAAUAAAUAGAAAGUUUAAUAUAGUAGAAAUACAUAAUGUAGAUUUGAUGGGGGGGAGAUAAAAUCAUUUAGGAGUCUAUUGUAAAAUAAUUUCAGAGUGCUGUGAUGAGGACCUGAAGAGAAAUCAUGGCAGGAAGUGAGAGCUUAAUUAGGGAUAUUCCCAAAUUGAGGAAACAAAUAUAACUUGGUGACUCAUUGAAUAUAUGAGACAUCCAUCAGAAAAAGAAAGCAAGAUGGGGUGCUUGGGUAGCUCAGUUGGUUAACUGACCGACUCUUGAUUUUGUUCAGGUCAUGAUCUUGGUGUCAUGAGAUCGAGCCCCACAUCAGGUUCCGCGUGCUCAGCAGGGAGUGUGCUGGAGAUUUUCUCUCUCCCUCUCCAUCUACCCUCCUCCCUGCUUGUACUCUUUCACUCUCUAAAAUAAAAAAAUAAAUCUUAUAAAAGCAAGAUCAGAAAUGACUAGGGAUUUCUUGGAGACUGUAAAAAUUACAUUUCAUUAUCAUGAACAAGAAGGGUAUUGAAAUCUUUUCAGGAGUACCUAUGGAAAGAUGAUUAAGGCAUGUUUAAUUACUGGGAAGUGAUAAAUUAUAGUUACCUACUCUAUACAUAUUGUGGAUUAUACAAUAAUCGCUUCCCUACUUUGGAUAUUCCACAGAUACUUUAUGGUAUUUAGUAAUAUAAUAAAUCAUUUCUCUAUAAUUUGGGAGAUGCAGUUUAGUCAUCCAUUUCAAUAUUUCCUCAAUAUAAACCUUGUUAGAUUAAGUUUUACCUGCAUUUUUCUCAGACUGGAAGAGACAGGACUAGGAUUGUCUAAAACUAACUUCCAUGUGAUCUUUGGGGCUCUUUCCUAAUAACCCCCUAUGUCAUUGACUGAUACAAUAUGAGAACUCAGUCACAGGAUAACAUCCUCUAUUAUCCCAAAAUAUUUUGUCCUUUUUAUUGUUACCCUUACCACUCUUGGUGAUAACUCAGAAGGAAUGGAGUCCAAAGAAAAAGUGAGAGUAAAUAAGUUAUAUUUUAAAAUAUUUCCAUCAUAAAAAGUAAGCCUCCACAUAGUUUCCUAUCACAUUGUUCACAUUUUUGUUGGAUUUCUUUCUUCCAUGUUUUUUGUUUUCAACAUAAGCAAAUAUUAAUAAAGGUGAAUAAGGAGAGAAUGAAUAAACCAUUUAAAAACUAGUUGAAAUAAUCCUAACCAUGGACAGUAGUCAAUGAUUCUUAAGAACACUAGUAGGAUGUGAAUCCCUUGGGAAUAUCUCUUGUUACCAGCUUAUUAAGCAGCUGACAAUUACUGAGUCCUUACUCUGUGUGAAACACUAUAAAUUAUAACACAAAAGUCUAUUUAAUCAAUUCAUUUAAACAAGUAUUUUUGAGCACAUAAUUGACAAAUUCUGUCUUUGUGCUCAUACACAUUAAGAUAUAGACAAAGAAAAAAUUAGGUAAUGAAAAUAAUAUAUAAUCAAGUUCUAAAUGUUUACAUUUUGGAAUAAUACAGAUUUAAAUAGAAUAGCAGUUGCCAUUCUCAGAAUGUGGAUUAUAGCAUUGAGGAAAAACUCAAAGCACAUAUUAUCAAAAACUGUUUCAAAAAAUUUGGAGAAUCUAAAAUUUAAUCUGGGAUGCAGCAGUUAGGGUAAACUAUCCUAAAUUAAAAUUUGCACAGAACUUUGAAUGGUAGCUUAAAUAAUUACAGCAAAAUCCUUUGGGAAAUAAAUUUUAAAUUUUGCUUUAUUUUUAGUUAUUCUAGAUUAGAAUUCUGGAUAUAGUCAGUGUUCAUCAAUGUACACAUACACACACAUACAUGCAUACAUAUAUCUGAAAGUGAUAUUUUGAAAUUGUUUAUUUUCAAAUGAAUUAGCAUGAAAAUAAAUGGCAUUAAGCUAAAUAAAAUUUUCAAAUGAAUUAGCAUGCAAAUAAAUGGCAUUAAGCUAAAUAAAAUCAUAUUAGACACAAAAGAAAACUUAAUUUUCUGAAAAAAAAAAAAACCCACAGACUUUAAUUAGAAAGUAAUUAUUUCAUGCAAGUACACUAGUUGAAAAGAAGGGUACAUAAAUUUAAUGUGAUAUUUAGGACUGAGAGCUGGAAUUCUGCGUGGAGAACCCUGAGAAUUCACCAAUCAUGUGGUAAGUGUCAGGGUAAUCAUCAAGCAAGCAUUUAAGAUUCUGAAUUAAAUAUAGGUAGCUUAAUACAUUUGGAAAGGGGAACAAAGUGCACCAUAGCAAAAUAAAACUCUAGGGACAAGCAACACUGUUUUCAAGAUGCAAAAUAACUACAAAUGGUAGCAAAAACAGACAUUUCAACUCUUCAAGCAUUCUAACUUUGGGAUAAAACCAAGAAAUUAUUAAUCUUUAUCAGGACCUAUUUCCCUUUCCUGUUUAUGCUGCAGUCAGUGUGAAACUACAUUACACUGGAUGUGGAAGAAAGUAGCUGGUCACAUGUUUGUUUACGAGGAAAUCAGCCAAAAUAGAGAGCUGAAAUGGAAAUUCCACAGGCAAUGACUCAGUUAAUAGAGCAGCAGUUUAUUCUAGGCUAUUUCCAAUUUUAGAUUAUGUGCUGCUGGAUGGAGUGAGUACUUUUUUCCUCUCAAUUCAUGUUGGCAUUCUAGUUAAUACUAAAUUUAGCACUUGGUGUUUCUAAGAAAUUUAGUAUUUUUCCCCGUAAAAUUACCUUAUGUUCCUGUGCUUCUUAGAGCUAAUUAUUAUUUUAUUUUUAAUUAUCAAUAGUAUCAAUAAAAAUUGUAUCAGAUGCCAUGAUGUAAGAAAAAAGAUGUCAUAGAUUUUUUUAUUGUCUCACUUUUCAAAGUGUUGUUGAUUAAGUAAAACUUAUUUUUCUCUUUUUGUUAUUAGAGGACUCACUUUCCCACUUGGGUAUGUCACUGUUGUUUAUGUAAUCUUGCUGAUUAAUCUUAUGUAUUUUAGAGCAUAUUAUAGUCCAUUUUUAGAAGACUGUCUACAACACUGAGUUUUUAGAUGAGACCCUAAAAAUUUGGUUGGCUUAUAUUUUAUUCAAUUUUUAUAGUGGGCAUUGGAUAGUCCUUUUCACUGCUUAAAUCUACUGAGUAUUGUAAAAACUCACUGCUCACAGGAUUUUUUUUUGCAAAAUGAUCCUGAUUGUCCUUCAAGACUUUAGAUCUCUUUUGGGGCAAAAAUUCGUCAAAGUUAAAGUGGUACCUGGAUUUAUAAAAAUCAUUGAGGAUUCUUCCCAAAAAUGGAAAUAAGAAAAUAAAAUUGAAACAACAACAGAGAAAGAAGUUAAUUUUGUUUUAUAGCCAAGUGUUUUGUUUUUUCCUAAGUGUCUUUGGUUGACAACAUCUGGAUAAAAGCACAAUGGCAAUUUUGAAACACACCUAGUAUUUUCCAAUUACAGUUAGUAAUAUAAAAAUUUCAAAUAGAUGUUAUUACAACAUUGGUCAUCUAUCUAAUACCAUCUGGCUUUCAGAAGUUUCAUGAAGAUAGUAAAAAGUAAAAAGUUUUCCAAAUUUAGACCUAUGAAAUGCCAAAAUGUGCUCAAAAUAGAUGUCAUUGAUUAUUUAACAUGGCAGAUAAUCUUGGUAGUUGGUGUUUUUAACUAUUUCUACCUCAAAUAUCCUUUGAAGUGGAUUAUUAGUUUUUAGGGUGUUCAGUUUUGUAAGUUUUUCUUAUAUAUUUUGAAUACUAACCCUUUAUCAGAUACAUCAUUUGCAAAUACCUUCUCCCAUGCCAUAGGUUGCAUUUUAGUUUUGUUGAUUAUUUCCUUUGCUGUGCAGAAGCUUUUAAUUUUGAUGAAGCCCCACUAGUUUAUAUUUACUUUUGCUUCCCUUGCCUUAGGGAAACCUAGAAAGAAGUUGCUAUUGACUAUGUUAAAGAAGUUAUUGCCUGUGUUCUCUUCUAGGAUUUUUAUGGUUUAAGGUCUCACAUUCAGAUUUUAAUCCAUUUUUAGUUUAUCUUUGUGAUAGUGUAAGAAAGUGGUCCAGUUUCAUUCUUUUGUAUGUUGCUGUCCAGGUUUCCCAACACCACUUAUUUGAGGAAAAUGUCUUUUUUCCCACUGGAUAUUCUUCAGUGAUUUGUUGAAGAUUAAUUGACCAUGCAGUUGUGGGUUCAUUUCUGUAUUUUCUAUUCUAUUCCAUUGAUAUAUAUGUCUGUUUUUGUGCCAGUACCAUACUAUUUUGAGUACUAUGGCUUUGUAGUAUAACUUGAAGUCCAGAAUUGUGAUGCCUCCAGCUUUUCUUUUUCUUUUUCAAGGUUGCUUUGGCUACUUGAGGUCUUUUGUGGUUUCAUACAAAUUUGGGAUGGUUUGUUAUAGGUCUGUGAAAAAUGCUGUUGGUAUUUUGAUAGGGAUUACAUUAAAUGUGUAGAUUGCCUUGGAUAGUAUAGACAUUUUAACAAUGUUUGUUCUUCCAAUCCAUGAGAAUGGAAUGUCUUUCCAUUUCUAUCCUUCAUCUUCAGUUUCUUUCAUCAGUGUUUUAUAAUUUUUCCCCCACUGGAAAAUAAUUUUCAGAGUACAGGUCUUCCAUCUCUUUGGUUAGGUUUAUUCUUAGGUAUCUUAUUGUUUUUGGUGUGAUUGUAAAUGGGAUUGAUUCUUUAAUUUCUCUUUCUGCUACUUCAUUAUUGGUAUAUAGAAAUGCAACAGAUUUCUGUAUGUUGAUUUUGUAUCCUGCAACUUUGCUGAAUUUAUCAGUUCUACCAGUUGUUUUUUGUUUUUUGUUUUUUGGGUUUUUUUGUUGGAAUCUUUUAGGUUUUCUAUAUAGAGUGUCAUGUCAUUUGCAAAUAGGGAAAGUUUUACUUCUUCCUUGCCAACUUGGAUGCCUUUUAUUUCUUUUUGUUGUCUGAUUGCUGAGGCUAGGACUUACAGUACUACGUUAAAUAAAAGUGGUGAGGGUGGACAUCCUUGUCUUGUUCCUGACUAUAGGGGAAACACUCAGUUUUUCCCCAUUGAGGAUGAUAUUAGCCAUGGGUUUUCCAUGGCUCUUGUUAUGUUGAGGUAUGUGCCCUCUAAUCCCACUGUGAUGAGGGUUUUUAACAUGAAUGGAUGUUGAACUUUGUCAAAUACUUUUUCUGCAUCUAUUGAAAUGAUCAUAUGGUUCUUAUCCUUUCCUUUAUUAAUGUAUGUAUCAUGUUGAUUGAUUUGUGGAUAUUGAAUUUGCAGACCAAGAAUAAAUCCCACUUCAUUGUGAUGAAUGAUUUUUUUAAUGUGUUCUUGGAUUCAGUUUGCUAUUAUGUUAUUGAUAAUUUUUGCAUCUAUAUUCAUCUGGGAUAUUGGCCUGUAGUUCUCUUUUUUAGUGUUGUGUUUAUCUGGUUUUGGUUUCAGGGUAAUGCUGGCUUCAUAGAAUGAAUUUGUAAGUUUCCCUUCCUUUUCAGUUUUUUGGAAUAGUUUGAGAAGAAUAGGUAUUAACUCUUCUUUAAAUGUUUGGUAUAAUUCACCUGUGAAGCCAUCUGGCCCUGGACUUUGGUUUGUUGCAAGGUUUUUUUGUUUUUGUUUUUAUUACGGAUACAAUUUUGUUGCCAGUUAUAGGUCUGCUCAAGUUUUCUAUUUCUUUCUGUUUCAGUUUUGGUAGUUUAUAUGUUUCUAGGAAUUUAUCAAUUUCUUCCAGGUGGUCCAAUUUGUUGUCAUAAUAUUUCUCUUAUAAUUGUUUGUAUUUCCGUGGUGUUGGUUAUUUCUCAUCUCUCAUUUGUGAUUUUAUCUGAAUCCUUUCUCUUUUUGAUAAAUAUGGGUAGGGGUUUAUCAAUUUUAUUAAUUUUUUCAAAAAACUAGCUCCUAGUUCCAUUGAUCUGUUCUAUUAGUUUUUUUUUCUUGUCUAUGUCAUUUAUUUCUGCUCUAAUCUUUAUUUUUUACUUCCUUCUGCUGGUUUUAGCUUUUGUUUGUUGUUCUUUUUCUAAUUCCCUUAGGUGUAAGGGUAGGUUGUUCAUUUGAGAUUUUUCUUGUAUCUUGAGAUAGGCCUGUAUUGCUAUAUACUUCCCUCUUAGGACCACCUUUGCUGCAUCCCAAAGGUUUUGGACCAUUGUGUUUUCAUUUUCAUUUGUUUCUUUGUACUUUUUUAUUACUUCUUUGACUUUCUGGUUGACGCAUUCAUUGUUUAGUAGCAUGUUCUUUAACCUCCAUAUAUUUGUGCUCUUUCCAAUCUUUUUCUUGUAGUUGACUUCUAGUUUCAUAGCUUUAUGGUUAGAGGAGAUGUGUGGUAUGAUUUUCUUGAAUUUGUUGAGGCUUGUUUUGUAGGCUACUAUGUGAUCUGUUCUGGAGAAUGUUCCGUAUGCACUUGAAAAGAAUGUGUAUUCUGCUGCUUUAGGAUGGCAUGUUCUGAAUAUAUCUGCUAAAUCCAUCUGGUCCAGUGUGCCAUUCAAAGCUAUUGUUUCCUUCUUGAUUUUCUGUUUAAAUGAUCUGUCCAUUGAUGUAAGUGGGGUGUUAAAGUCCCCUGUUAUUAUUGUAUAAUUAUCAAUUAGAUCCUUUAUGUUUGUUAUAACUGUUUUAUGUAUUUUGGUGCUCCUAUGUAGGGUGCGUAAAUAUUUACAAUUGUUUUAUCUUCUUGUUGGAUUGUCCCCUUUAUUAUUAUAUAGUGUUCUUUUUUGUCUCUUCUCAUAGUCUUUGUUUUAAGGUCUACUUUCUUUGACCCAAGAAGAUGGUGGUGGAAUAGAACCCUAGGUUCACCUGGUCCCAAUAAUACAACUAGAUUACUAUCAGUCAUCCUAAAUACCCCAGAAAUCAGCCUGAAGCAUAACAGAGCAACCACAGGGAGAGAAGAGGCCAUAUCAAAGAAGGUAGAAAGUUUGGAGACAUGGUUUAGUUGAGAAAAGGAUUGUGGAUGCUGCAAAGAGGAGGGAGCUGUGGUCACAAUGAAGGAUGAGAGAAUGAGAAGGGAGCACACAGGGGAAUGCACAAGGAGAACAUUUCCCCAUAGCCACUGGCUGGGAAAAUGAGAGGGGCUGAAUUUUGUGAGUUUUUGCACCCAGUGAGGCUUAAAUCCUGGAAACAGUCCUAUGGGAUGCAGAAAGAUAUUUGCAAAUGGCAAAUCCAAGAAAGGACUAGUAUCUACAACAUAUAAAGAAUUUAGAAAACUCAACACCCAAAAAAACAAAUAACCCAAUUAAGAAAUGGGCAGAAGACAUCAACAGGCAUUUCUCCAAAGAAGACAUACAAAUGGCCAACAGACACAAGAAAAGAUGCUCAACACCCCUUAUCAUCAGGGAAAUGCAAAUCAAAACUACAAGGACAUAUCACCUCACACCUGUCAAAAUGGCUAAAAUCAACAGCACAAGAAACAACCAAUAUUGGUGAGGAAGUGGAGAAAGGGAAACCCUCUUGCAAUGUUGGUGGGAAUGCAAACUUGUGUAGCCACUGUGGUAAAUAGUAUGGAGGUUCCUCAAAAAGUUAACAAUAGAACUACCCUAUAAUCCAGUAACUGCACUACUUGGAAUUUUCCUCAAAGAAUACAAAAAUACUAAUUCAAAGGGAUAUAUGCACCCCAAUAUUUAUAGCAGCAUUAUCUCCAAUAGCCAAAUUAUGGAAAUAGCCCAAGUGUCCAUGGAAUGAUGAAUGGAUAAAGAUGUGGUAUAUAUAUAUGAUGGAAUAUUACUCAGCCAUAUAAAAAUGAAAUUUUGCUAUUUGCAAGUACAUGAAUGAAGCUAGAAAUUGUUAUGCUAAGUGAAAUAAGUCAGUCAGAGAAAGACAAAUACCAUUUGAUUUCACUGAUAUGUGGCAAUUAAGAAACAAAACAAAUGAGCAAAGGGACAAAAAGAGAGAGGCAAACAAAGAAACAUACUCUUAACUUUAGAAAGCAAAUUGAUGGUGACCAGAUGGGAGGUGGGUGGGGGGAUAGGUUCAAUAGGUGAUCAGGAUUAAAGAGUGCACUUGUUGUGAUGAUCACAGAAUGUUGUAUGGAAGUGUUGAAUCACUAUAUUGUACACCCGAAACUAAUAUUACAUUGUAUGUUAACUAACUGGAAUUCAAAUAAAAACUUAAAAAAUAAAGUCUACUUUGUUUGAUAUAAGUUUGCUACUUAGCUUUCUUUUAACAUCCAUUUGCAUGACAGGUGUUUCUCCAUCCCCUCACUUUCAAUCUGCAGGUAUCCUUAGGUCUGAAAUGAGUUGUAGGCAGCAUAGAGAUGAGUCUUGUUUUUUUUUUUUUAAUCCAUUCUGUCACCCUAUUUUUUUUUAAGAUUUUAUUUAUUUAUUUGACUGAGAGAGAGUACAUAGGCGGGGGAGUCGCAGGCAGAGGCAGAGGGAGAAGCAGGCUCCCCGCAGAGCAGGGGGAGCCCGAUGCGGGACUCGAUCCCAAGAUCCCGGGAUCAUGACCGGAGCCAAAGGCAGUCGCUUAACCAGCUGGAGCCACCCAGGCACCCUCAUCCUAUAUUCUUUGACUGGAGCAUUUAAUCCAUUUACAUUCAAAGUAAUUAUUGAAAGAUAUGUAUUUAUUUUAUCAUUUUAGUUUUUUGUGCUCGUUUCUGAAGAUUUUUUCUGAUCCUUUCUUAUCUUUCUUUCACUGCUGAUUUUCUUUAGUGAUAUAUUUGGAUUUCUUUCUCUCUUUUCUUUGCACGUUUAUUAGUGGGUUGUGAUAUAUUGUUACCAUUAGGUUUGUAUAUAACCUCGUCUGCAUAUAGCAGUCUACAUUAAGUUGCUGAUCUUUUAAGUUUGCUGGUUCAUGUGAUUUAUGUAAA